Molecule: messenger RNA, 450 nt
Organism: Penicillium paradoxum
Lineage: Eukaryota; Fungi; Ascomycota; Eurotiomycetes; Eurotiales; Aspergillaceae
Product: translation initiation complex factor eIF1A
Exons: 2
Coding region: 1-450 (149 amino acids)
Biological process (GO): translational initiation
Cellular component (GO): cytoplasm
Molecular function (GO): translation initiation factor activity; RNA binding
Source: RefSeq, a predicted model, not a curated record
AUGCCUAAGAACAAGGGAAAGGGCGGUAAGAACCGUCGUCGCGGAAAGAACGAGAACGACAACGAGAAGCGUGAGCUCGUCUUCAAGGAGGAGGGCCAAGAGUACGCCCAGGUCGUGAAGAUGCUCGGCAACGGUCGCUUGGAGGCACUUUGCUUUGAUGGCGAGAAGCGUCUGGCCCACAUUCGUGGCAAGCUCCGCAAGAAGGUCUGGAUCAACCAGGGUGACAUUAUUCUCCUCUCGCUCCGUGACUACCAGGACGAGAAGGGUGAUGUUAUCAUGAAGUACACCGCCGACGAGGCCCGUUCUCUGAAGGCUUACGGCGAGCUGCCCGAGCACGCCAAGAUCAACGAGACCGAUACCUACGGUGGAGAAGGCUUGGACGACAACGUCGAGUUCGACGAGGACCGCGAGAGCGAGGACGAGAAGGAGAUCGAUGUCGACGAGCUCUAA